Molecule: messenger RNA, 1122 nt
Organism: Acanthosepion pharaonis
Lineage: Eukaryota; Metazoa; Mollusca; Cephalopoda; Sepiida; Sepiidae
Source: the annotation of a GenBank genome assembly
AUGGCUUGUGCUGGAGUUAUAGCGGUGAUUAUAUCUUUUCUUUCUUUCUUUCUUUUUUCUUUUUUCUUUCUUUCUUUCUUUCUUUCUUUCUUUCUUUCUUUCACUUACUCUCUUUUCUCUUUCUUUGUCACAGUAUUUCUUUUGCCGUCUUUCCUUCCUUCCUUCCUUCCUUCCUUCCUUCUCUCGCUUACCCUCUUUUCUCUUUCUUUGUCACAGUAUUUCUUUUACCGUAUUACCUUCCUUCCUUCCUUCCUUCCUUCUUUCUUUCGCUUACUCUCUUUUCUCUUUCUUUGUCACAGUAUUUCUUUUGCCGUCUUUCCUUCCUUCCUUCCUUCUUUCUUUCAACACUCUCUUUUUUCUUUCUUUCUUUUCUUUUGCCAUCUGUGUUUCAUUUUUCCUUCCUUCCUUUCCUUCCUUCUUUCGCUUACUUCUUUCUUCUUCUUUGUUCAUUCUUUUUUCCUUUCCUUCCUUCCUUCCUUCCUUCUUUCCUUCAUUUCUCCUUUCUUCCUUCCUUCCUUCUUUGUUUUUUCCUUCCUUCCUUCUUUUUUGCUUACUUUUUUUAUUUUCUUUUUUUGUCCUUUCGUUUACGACUGUCUUUCUUUCCUUCCUUUUCUCACAUUCUUUCUUAAUUUUUCUUUCUGUCUUACCAUUUUCAUUGUUUCUUUCUAUUCAAUAUUGUGCCUUUCUUUCUUUCUUUCCUUCUUUCUUUCUUUCUUUCUUUCUUUCUUUCUUUGCUUACCUCUCUACCUUUAUCUAUCUCUGCUUUUUCUUUCAAUUUUCUCUUUUUUUUUCCUUUUAUCAAUAUAUAUCUAUCUAUCUAUCUAUCUCUGUUCAUAUCUAUCUAUCGAAUCUCAAAAUAUCCCUCUAUCUAUCUAUCUUCUAUUUAUCUAUCUAUGGUUUUUUCUGUUCUCAGUCUUUCAUAUCUAUCUAUUUUAUCUAUUUUAUCUAUCUAUCUUUUAUUUAUCUUCUUUCCAUAUCUAUCUAUCUGUUUAUUUAUCCAUGAAUCUAUCCCAUCUAUCUAAAGGUCUAUCUCAACUGUUCAAGCAUUCUCUGUUCUCAAAUUUUCCACCUCUUCUGAUCCUCUCUGUCUUUCCAUCUAUCUAUUAUCCAUUUAUUUAUUAG